Debaryomyces hansenii CBS767 is the source of this 1218-nucleotide messenger RNA. RefSeq names its product Rei1p (gene REI1). The record is from RefSeq and is a predicted model, not a curated record. The transcript has a single exon. The coding region runs from base 1 to 1218 and encodes 405 amino acids. NCBI's taxonomy places the organism in Eukaryota, Fungi, Ascomycota, Pichiomycetes, Serinales, Debaryomycetaceae. Gene Ontology annotation, biological process: ribosomal large subunit biogenesis. Gene Ontology annotation, cellular component: preribosome, large subunit precursor.
AUGCAAUAUACUUGUAAUUCAUGUAAUUUAGCUUUUCCGGCUCCAGAGGACCAAAGGGUCCACAUGAAAUCGGAUUGGCAUCGUUAUAAUUUAAAGAGAAGAGUCGCUGAACUACCACCCAUAGAUGAAAAUCUAUUCAAUAGUAAAGUAUCGUCAUUAUCCAUUACCGAAAAUGGAGCAGACAAUAAUAAUGAAGAAAAGAUGAAGAAUAAAGCUCAAUUAACCAAAAAAGAAAUUAGAAGAAGGGAAAAGGAAGUACUUCAAGCCAAAAAGAAACAGAUUUUAGAAACCGCAAGAGAAGCAAUGAUUGCCAAGAUGAAAGAACAAAAUAGAGAUAAUGAUAGCCCAUCAGAGAGCAUACAGGAGGACGAAUUAAUAUCGAUAAGAGAUAUGAAACUUGACGACAAUAAUUCGGACACUAAAAAUGAAUCAACACCUGAGCAACAAGAGGAGCACUUAAUGAAGGAAAAGCUUUCGAAUAGCGUUGAAAUACCAGUAACCACAUGUUUAUUCUGUCAUGCGAAACAGAAGGCAAAUUUCGAUGAUAUUGAAUCUAAUAUUCAACAUAUGUUCGUAAUGCAUGGUCUUUAUAUCCCAGAAAGAAAAUAUUUAGUCGAUGUGGAAGGCUUGAUCAAAUAUUUAGGAGAAAAGAUUGGUCUCGGAAAUAUAUGUCUCUGUUGUUCAUACCAAGGUAAAAAUAUCGAAGCUGUUAGAGAACAUAUGUUAAAUAAAAGACACAUGAGAUUGCCUUACGAAACUGAAGAUGAAAAAUUAGAGGUUUCAGAGUUUUAUGACUUUAGCUCAACUUAUGAUGAUGAUGCUGUUGAUAAUAAACCUGUAAAUGAGGAAGAUUGGGAAGAUGUCUCGGAGGACGAAGAGGAAGCGGAUGAUUAUAGCGAUGAAGAAUUAUCUCCGGCUGAUAGUGCACUUUAUCCAAACGGCCACGAACUUGUUUUACCGUCAGGAGUGGUCGUUGGACAUCGUUCACUUGCAAGAUACUACAGACAAAACUUAGCUCCAGAACGUGUAUUAUCAGAAGGUCAAGGUACUGUUAUUGCAGCUGAAACAAGACAUAUGUUAAAUAUCAAAGACAGAGAAGUCUUGGCAACACAGAAGAGAGCUUGGGGUAGAGAAAAGAAAAGGGAGGAUGUUAAUGAUAGAAGAGCUGCUAAGUUCGUUAAUAACCAGCCACAUUACAGAGAUCAAUUAUUACAGUGA